Molecule: messenger RNA, 189 nt
Organism: Racocetra persica
Lineage: Eukaryota; Fungi; Glomeromycota; Glomeromycetes; Diversisporales; Gigasporaceae
Source: the annotation of a GenBank genome assembly
AUGGUUGAAAAUUUUUAUGAAGUAAUUUGUGGUGCUCAUCAGGAGAUUAUUGAAAUUAGUGAUACAGAGUCAAAUGAACGUUAUCUCUACAAAGAAAAAGGAAAAUGGCGAGAGGAAAUCAACAUUACGAAUUCAACUCGUCCCAUACAUCAAAAUCAUGAAAUUGUUCGUCAAGCGGCAAUAUUAAGU